Molecule: messenger RNA, 1778 nt
Organism: Trichobilharzia szidati
Lineage: Eukaryota; Metazoa; Platyhelminthes; Trematoda; Strigeidida; Schistosomatidae
Source: the annotation of a GenBank genome assembly
CCGUAACCUUGAUAAAAGCAUUGAAAGACUCGACUCUAUGGAGGUCAGGAGGAGAAAUGUGGGGUUGUUAAAUGAGAGGAUAAAACCUGCAAUCUCUCAACGGAUACAUGAAUUAGAUAUUUUCCCAAAGCUGCCUGCAGAAUGUAAAAAGUCCACAUGGGCUGGUGGUCUAGUUUCGAUUCUGACAUUCUGCUGCAUAUUUUGGCUGCUUCUAAUGGAAACUUGGCGUUUUAUUGAUCCUCCUGUGAGAUAUUCCUAUGAAGUAGACAAACAAAUCUCUGGGAAAGUUAAGGUUAAUAUUGACAUUGUUGUUGCUUCUUUGUGUGAUGCUAUUUCUAUGGACGUGGUGGAUACUGUUGGAUCGUCACUAGUCGAUGAAGAAGAAAUUCAGUAUAUACCAGUUUCUUUCGAAUUGAAUCCCUCCGAUGAAGUUAUAUUCAGGAAUCGACAACUUCUUGCUGGAAGUCUGCGUUCAAAACAUCAUGCUAUCCAAGACCGGUUGUGGAAAUACAGUUUCAAAACAAAUCCCUUCAAAGACUUGGACCUUGACACGAUAAACAAGAAGGUUCCUGAUGGUCAGAAUCCUGAUGCCUGUCGAAUCAUUGGUACUGUAUACGUUAAAAAGGUUGAAGGAAAUAUCCAUAUAUUGCUUGGAAAGCCUCUAAGAGGACUUGGAAAUCUGCAUCUGCAUAUUGCACCACUCUCAAGUCAAGUGGUCCGAAAUUUCAGCCAUCGCAUAUAUCAUUUCUCUUUUGGAGAGCGUAGAAAAGCGCAAAUCUAUCCAUUGGAAGCAACAGAAUCAAUUACUGAUGUUUCGUCAACAGCAUUUCAGUAUUUCUUAACAAUGGUACCAACUCAUGUGAUUCAUCCAUUCGAAGUAAUGGAAACGUAUCAGUAUGCAGCAACUGCACAGAAUAGAACAAUCGAUCAUGCUCAUGAUAGUCAUGGUAUCCCUGGAAUAUUCUUCAUAUAUGAUACAUUCCCAUUAGUUGUAAAAGUGAUAUAUGAUCGUGAAUUAUUCGGUACAUUUAUUGCAAGACUUGCUGCUAUCGCCGGUGGAAUAUAUGCAACUGUUGCUUUUCUACGUGAAAUUCUAUCAAGUCUACCAGAUGCCCUACGUGAAACACGUCUCGGUCGUCAGUUGGAUUCAGCAUGGACACGUAGAAAACGAAAUUUACACAAUAAACUAGUUGAAAUUCUUCCGAAUGGUUUAGAAAAGACUGGCCUACUGAAACCACCAACAGAGACUAUUUUAAAUCCUGACUCAGAUACUUAAUUUGACUACUACUACUACCACAACCACCUUCAUCAUUGUGUUAUUUUAUCGAUUGUUGAUUUUUCUUCUGUCCAUAUGUGUGUUUAUUUGUGCCUUAAGCUUUCUGUGAUCUGCUGUAUGUUUGUAUGUGGAGAGGAAAACAAGUGUUUCCAUGACAUCGUCUUUUCUUUCUUACCAUUAUCAUUAUUUAUUUACUUAUUUAUUUAUUUAUUUAUUAUUAUUGUGUACAGAUCUCCAUGACCUUGAUGGUUAUCUAUCGACUGAAUUUCAAAUCAUUCCGAUUGUUUCUUCAUUCUUUACCUUCGUGGAUUCUGAGUUUUUCUCUUCUUCUUUUUUUAAUAAUUAUAUUCACUUUCUAGAAUGCUUUUUUUUUCUUAUUUAUUUUACUAACGUAUAUUAUGGCCUAUUCUUGUCUUGUUGAUCAUUUUGAUUGUGUACAUAUUAUUGUAUUAUUUCAAUUUAACGUGGAUAAUAUAUAUAAAUAUAUAUUUGUGGAUCUUUG